AUGUCGAAGCGAGCUCAUACGACAGAGCUGGGCAGCAUAGCUUGCGAAGAGCUCGGCGAGCUCGGCGCGGGCAAGGAGGGCUGGCUCGUCGACAACCCGAGCCUCCUCUGCGCCCUCGACACCCACUCCCUCGCGCUCGCCAACCGCUCCGUUAUUGUGGUUCUCGGGUGGGCCGAGCCCGACUCGACCCGGCUCAAGAUCCGACCCGAAUUGUCCCCGAUCUCGGCGGAGUUCGUCACGGCUAUAGAGUGGUUGGUGUUUGAUGAGAUAAGGGUCGUCGUGGCCGGGACUUCGUCUGGCUCCCUCCUCUUUUUCUCUUUGGCUGGUGAUUUAAUUCAUAAACAGAUGGUAUAUCCUGCACGGAUUAUAAGGUUGAGAGUGCGCGGAACGAAGAGAGAUUUGAGCCAUGAAACAUCCUCGGAGGAGGUUUGUGUUGUUAUGCCAGGCAUAGUCGCCCGUUUUGAUGGUUCUGAUAUUCAGAAUAUGCUGCACCAGUGGUUUCAAGAAACACGGUCUCAGUUUUGGGAUCCAAACCCCAGAAAGCGAAGCUCAGAUGAUUUUGGACGUUCUUAUGGUAAAUUGCCUUACCAGUUAUGGAGUGUCAGCAAGUAUGGUACCUGUGCUGAUGCAGCAAUUACUGGCAUUAUGCCUCCACCACUGAUGGAAAUCCAGUCAAAUGAACAUUAUUACUGUGGAAUCACUGUUGGAGAGGAUGCCGUGAUUUCUGCCUUCAGACUUUCAGAAGACAAAAAUAGGUCUUUGGUGGGAGCUAUCUUGUCUAAAGUUGUGCCUGCAACAUUUUCGACAAUAGCUUCAUUGUCAAAAAUGAUUUGGCGGAGUGACCAGACUUCACCUAGAAAAUCAGAUGAGAAGCCUCAACCAUUUGCACGAGCUUCGCCAUUGACAUGUUUGAAGGAUUUCCCAAGAAAGGGUGAGAAGCUUACCUUAUCACCUAGUGGCACGUUGGCUGCAAUUACAGAUUCACUUGGUCGUAUAUUGCUUUUAGACACUCAAGCACUUGUUAUAGUGCGGCUCUGGAAGGGAUAUCGGGAUGCUAGUUGCCUAUUCAUGGAGAUGCUGGCAAAAAAAGAUACUGCAGCUUCUGGUUCUAGUUAUUAUGAACCCACAAAGAGUGAUUACUGCCUGUGUUUGGCUAUUCAUGCCCCUCGGAAAGGAAUUGUUGAGAUUUGGCAGAUGAGAACUGGGCCGAGGCUUCGAUCAUUUCAGUGUGCCAAAGGAAGCAAACUACUGCAACCUACCUACAGAUUUGGAUCAUCAAUAGCCUCCACCUAUGUCCCUUUGGAGGUUUUCUUGUUGAACGGUGACUCUGGUCAAAUAUCAGUUUUAAAUCGAACUCUUAAUUGA
Prunus armeniaca (apricot) is the source of this 1365-nucleotide messenger RNA. The record is from the annotation of a GenBank genome assembly. Lineage: Eukaryota; Viridiplantae; Streptophyta; Magnoliopsida; Rosales; Rosaceae.